GCUUCCCCGGCGGCGGAGACUGCACGGACGGCGACGGGGAUUAUCUUGAAUGCUUGAUCACCAAGCUCGACGCAUGCUCCGGUAGUUGUGGUGGUGGCUCCUCCGCGGGUGGAUCAUCGUCUCCUCCGAUAAUGGCGCUGGCAAGCUGAUAAGCUCAUUCUGUUCCAACCUAUCGACAAUGGCCGGCAAGUCUGAGAGUUUCUUGAAGCUUUACGGAUAUGAUCUGCUGUUGGGGUCGAUUGCCGCGUUUUAUGUCUUCGCCGCCCCUUACACUAAGGUUGAAGAAAGCUUCAACGUUCAGGCAAUGCACGAUAUCUUAUUUCAUAGACAUCACUUAGAAAAGUAUGAUCAUUUUGAUUUCCCUGGAGUUGUUCCUCGCACAUUUAUUGGUGCUUUCUUUGUAUCGAUAUUGGCAUCUCCCGUUGUUGCAGCAAUGAGUUUUGCGCACUUGCCUAAGAUUUAUAGUCUUCAUGUGGUGAGACUGGUGUUAGGUUGCAUCACAUUGUUUACCUUACGGUUUUUAAGGGAACAGAUCAGGAAGAAAUUUGGAUAUCAAGUUGAAGCAUUUUUUGUGAUACUGACAGCUUCUCAGUUUCAUAUGCUGUUUUAUUGCACUCGUCCUCUUCCUAAUGUAUUCGCAUUUUGUUUAGUUAAUUUGGCUUAUGGUUUUUUGCUCAAAGGAAGUUUCUAUGCAGCGUUAAGAUGUUUGAUUUUUUCUACAAUCAUAUUCAGAUGUGAUAUUUUAUUGCUUCUUGCUCCAUUCGGCUUGCAACUAUUGCUGACAAAGUCGAUCUCUCUGUGGAAGGCAAUGAAAUGCAUGGAAACUGUUGUUUUCUGCAUAGGUCUUACAUUAUUGGUUGACUCUGUCAUGUGGAAGAGGCUAUUAUGGCCUGAGCUUGAGGUUUUCUGGUUCAACUCUGUGUUGAAUAGGAGUUCUGAGUGGGGUACACACCCUUUUCAUUGGUAUUUCACUUCAGCACUUCCCCGCUCAUUACUUGCUUCCUAUCCGCUUUUUGUGCUUGGAGUUUUACUAGACAGGAGGAUUUCCUUCUACAUUCUUCCAGCUCUCUCAUUUGUGUUACUGUACUCAAAACUGCCACACAAGGAGCUCCGUUUCAUUAUCAGUUCCAUUCCAAUCUUCAACUUAUCAGCAGCAGUUGCAGCUAGCAGAUUGUAUAAUAACAGGAGGAAGAGGUUCUGGAAUCUUCUUUAUAUUGGUUUGCUGGGAUUGAUUUUGGGGAGUGUAGGAUGCACGCUUAUUUUUUUCAUGGCAUCAUAUGAGAACUAUCCUAGUGGUUAUGCUCUAAAAGCCUUGCACGGUAACAUGUUGAACAAUCUCAAUGAAGUCCAUGUUCAUAUUGACACAUUCUCAGCAAUAAAUGGAAUUUCCCGAUUCGGUGAAAAUGAUUAUCCUUGGAGGUACUCUAAAGAGGAAGGCAUUUCUUUGGAAGAGUUUCAGAAUCAAAAUUUCACAUUUCUUUUGAAUGAGCACUCUGACAUCAAGGGCUUCAAGUGUCUAUUCACUGUAAAUGGAUUCUCACGAGUUCGCCUUCAAAGUCGGUUUCCACCUAUAUCACUGGCAAAGGAACCAAAGGUAUUUGUUCAUGGUAGUAUAAGAAAUGCAGAAAUCAUGGAUAGAAGUUGGCCUCAGUGCAAUGCUAUAUCCUGAGAGACCCCAUCUCAUAGUUUUUGUAUUGAAAAAUUCAACUACUAAAGAAACACAGUAUACUUUAAAAUGAUUUACCAGUCUGUUUUUUUAAUCUCAGUGAAUGGCAACUUUUAGAAAAUGUUAAAUAUUAAAAAAAAAAAUGUGACUAAAUCC
Molecule: messenger RNA, 1822 nt
Organism: Cuscuta campestris
Lineage: Eukaryota; Viridiplantae; Streptophyta; Magnoliopsida; Solanales; Convolvulaceae
Source: the annotation of a GenBank genome assembly